Molecule: messenger RNA, 1530 nt
Organism: Diachasma alloeum
Lineage: Eukaryota; Metazoa; Arthropoda; Insecta; Hymenoptera; Braconidae
Product: proteoglycan 4-like
Exons: 2
Coding region: 1-1530 (509 amino acids)
Source: RefSeq, a predicted model, not a curated record
AUGACCAAGCUACCAGCUCACGGCGAAUUAUUCCAAAAAAUUGGAGAAGCUGCCUUCGAGGUUCUCAAGGAGAAAGAAAAAAGCGUCAGGGAUAAAUUCAACUCCAUGGUCGUGACCGGGAAAGCCAUCUAUAACGCUAGUAGACAAUCGCUAAAUACUACAUUAACAAUUGCCAAAUUACCUUUCCGAUUCGCAUCAAAAUUGUUCGGAAAAGGCACCAAAAAUUCAGAAGAGCCUACGAGCGAGAAACCAGGAGAGACUUCAAACGAGAUCCCGAUCGAGCAACCAGUGAAGCUUACAAACGGGGUGCCUAUAAACCCAUCAGAGAAACCCAUAGACGAAGUGUCGACCAAGGAGCCGGAGAAGCCUACGAAUGAAAUUUCGGUCAAACAGCCAGAGAAGCUUAUAAACGAGGUGCCAGGUAAUCAGCCAGAGAAAACCACGAACGAAGUAUCGGUCAAAUUACCAGAAAAUCCCACAAAUAAACUGCCGGCCAAGCUUCCAAAGAAGCCCAUAACGGAGGUUCCGUCCAAACAAUCGAAGAAGCCCAUAAACGAAGGGCCGCCCAAACGGCCAGAGAAGCCCACAAAGGAGCUUCCGGCCAAGCAGCUAGAGAAGGUUACAAACAGAGGGCCGACCAAAAAGCCAGAGAAGCCCACAAACAAAGAGCCGGCCAAAAACCCAGAGAAGCCCACAAACGAGGUACCAAGGAAACAACCAAAGAAGCCGGCAAAUAAUGUGCCGGCCGAGAAGCCAGAGAGGCCAAAGAAGGAAACUCCUGCCAAGCAACAAGAAAAGCUCCCAAACGCAGUUCCGAUCAAGCAGGCGGAGAAGCCCACUAACAAGGUGCCGGCCAACCAGUCGGAGAAGCUUGCAAACGAGAAUCUGACCAAACACCCAUUGAAGCCAUCGAACGAGAUUCCGGCCAGGCAGCCAGAAAAGCUUACAAACAAGAUUCUGGCGAAACGACCAGCGAAGCCUACAAAGGAGCUGCCAGUUAAGCAGCUAGAAAACGCGACAAACGAAUUACCGGCCAAGCAGUUAGCGAAGCCUGUACAUGUCAGCCACGAGGUUCCGGCUGAGGAGCCAGAGAAGCCUACAAACGAGGUUCCGACCAAGGAACCAGAGAAACCUACAAAUGAGGUUCCGACCGAGAAACCGGAGAAGCUUACAAAUGAGGUUCCGACCAAGGAAUCACAGAAGUCUACAAAUAAGGUUCCGGCCGCGAAACCGGAGAAGCCUACAAAUGAGGUUCCGCCAGAGGAACCGGAGAGGCCUACAAACGAGGUUCCGGCCAAGGAACCAGUGAAACCUACACAUAAGGUUCCGGCCGCAAAACCGGAGAAGCCUACAAAUGAGGUUUCGCCUGAGGAACCGGAGAGGCCAACAAACGAGGUUCCGGCAGAGGAACCCGCAGUCGCCAAUACUAGUUGGGAAAUUGCCGAUCUUAUUGAUGGAGAAUUCAUAACGGACGAAUCUGAUGCUGACUUGCUGUAUUUACUUUUUUCAAAAUUUACGCAACAACAGUAG